AUGAAAAAAAAUGUUUAUAAUGAUUAUUUUUAAUACUAUUUUGUUUAUAAUUUGGAUGACUAUACAGCUAGAUCAUUAGUGGAAUAGAUUGAGAUUGAAAAGAAGAAAAACGAAUUAAUAGUAUAUGGUUUUGUUUUAAUAUUAGAUAACAUAUCCAAUAAGUAAUUUAAUGGAUUCUUUUGUAGUUGGAUCAUCUAUUAGUUUGACUUUGAUUAUAACAGAGAAGAAGUUCGAAAUCUAUUAUUUAAAUUAGAAGGUUGAAUUUAUAUUUCAUCUAUAAAAGUAAUUUAUUCCAUUUUACAAUGAUUAACCAUUUGUAUUGAUGAUUGGAGUAUUUUAACCAGAAAGGUCUAAAACUCUGUAUAGGUAAUAGUUAUAUAAAUAAUGCUAGAAAUUACACUUUAGUUUAUAAUUUUUCAAGCACUUAGAUAUCGUUUGCAUAUAAUAAUUCAUCACCUUACAAAGUGAAGAUUAAUUCUGAUAAAUUGACAACGACUGGAGGAUUUUAUUAAUAUCUUUUUUUAGUUGAUGUAAAUAUAAUAAUAAAUUUAAUAGUAAUCUUAUUUUAAUGGGCCUAUUGUAUAUUAUAAUCAUUCUAAUGAAGUAAAUAUAUCAGUAAUUCCAUCUCCAUAUUUACAGAUGAAUAAAUACUUAGGGAAUUAUAUGAUAGAGGUUUAAUUAUAUGGAGAAAUAACAUAAAUAAUAGAUUUGGGUGAUGAAAUAUAUAUAGGAUUGUACAAUCAGCAAAUAGAACAUAGUAAAUAAUUUAAGUUAUUUAUAGUUGCUUAAUAUGCUGAUUUAAUAAUUGUAUUGACAGAUUUUCAUGUUUUAUUUUAUCAAAAGAAAUCAAUUCCAGAUAUAAACAUAUCAUGUACUUAAACUAAUUAUACUUAAAACUUUUCGAAUGAUUUUCUAGGACUCUGUUCAAUUAGAUUAAUUUAAAUAGUCUAAUUAAAAUAAAUAGAUUAGAAUUUGUACUGUUAAAUGUAAUUGAAUGGUGUAAAUGCAUUGAUUAUAGUAUGCCAAUUAAAAUACUUUUAUAAAUUAAGUGGUCGGAUAUCCUUCAUAAAUAGAGAAAAUACCUAAUAAUUUAUAUAUUUAGAGUAUUCCUAUGUUUAAAGAAAUAAUUCAGUGAUAAUAAAAAAAAUUGUUACUAAUGACAAAUAGUUUUGUUAUUGUUUUUUUAGUGAUUUAUAACCCUUUGUUUAUAAUCAUUCAGUUUAUUAAAUGGUUAAGACUGAAUAUUAAUAAAUAAAUAGUUAUUUUGGAAUAUACUAAAUAGUUUUAACAGAUAAUUAGACUAUAACAUUUAUUUAGAAUAGUUCCUAUCCAAAUCAAAAUAAUUCAUAACCAUUUCAAUAUGCAGAAGAUUUUGCUCUAUCAAUAAUUGAAUAUUAGUCUAUUUAAUAUUUGUACCUAAUUAUCUUGCAACCUGAAAAUAUAUUUAUUUAGGUUAUAAAUUUAACAGAUGGCUUUCCAAUAAAUGGUUCUGGUCAAAAUCUGAUUUUUCUAAAAUAGGAAGAGUAUGUAAGAUUUGAAAAGGCAGUAUUUAUUCAAACACUGAAUCAUUUUCAACCUCAUAUAGUGAAUAAUGAUAAUAUGGUUCAAACUUUGAUGGUUGGAAAUAAUAAUUAAAUUUAUGAGAUUAUUUUCAAUGUUACAACAUUCGAAGCCAAAUUAUAAUACACUUUUUAUUAAUAUAUGUUAUGUCAUCAUAACUUUUUAUCUCGUCCUUAGAUAGAACUUUAAUAUUAAAAUGAUUCCAUAUUUUAUUUGAUUAGCCAAUGCCUAUCAAAUUAAUUUGAAUAUCAAUCAAUUUAAGUUGAAAUGUCUUAUCUUCUCAAUGAAUUAAAUACUAAUAUAAUAUAUACUUCACUUUUCAUUAGUAUAAUUUUAAUAUAAUAAAUUUUAGGAAACUACACUCUUAAUUAUUCAAGGCCAGUAGAAAUCUUGGAACCUUACUUAGUCAAUCCAGAAGAAUUACAUUUUUAAAAAAUAUAAUUGUAUCAAAUCAAAGAUAAGGUAAAGAAAACAUCAAAGUCACAUCUAUUGAUUACAAAUAGUACUUUUUUUUUGAUUGAUCUAAUAUUAUAUUUUGACAAUGGAUACUUUUUGUAUUAUCCUAUUGCUUAAGUUAAUGAUGAUAAAGUAUGAAUAAUAUUAGAUUAUCCUAGGAUCAUUCUAUAUUUUUAAAUAUUACUGCUUAUAAUUCUUAUUCAAAUUGUUAGGUAUAAUUUGAAAUUUAUUGGACAGAAGAAGAUAUUUAAAUUAAUAAUAUGGCAUGGUUUUAUGCAAUAUUAUCAUUAUUGUUAUUCUUAAUUUUUAUUGUAAUUCUUGUAGUUAUAUAUGGUUUUUGUUAAAAAUAAAAUAAAUUGGGAAGACAAGAUCACAAUUUACAUCUAGAAAGAAUUGGAGAUGAUUAAAGUGAAUUUGGAGUUGAAUUAUAGAAUGCUCCAUAUAAUUAAUUGAUGUUAGGAGAUGUAUUUAAAGAUUUAUUAAGAAAUAACAAAUCAAAAAAAUAGGCAAUCUCAUAUGCGGAUGAAUUGUCAGAUUGA
Molecule: messenger RNA, 2555 nt
Organism: Paramecium sonneborni
Lineage: Eukaryota; Ciliophora; Oligohymenophorea; Peniculida; Parameciidae
Source: the annotation of a GenBank genome assembly